Apaloderma vittatum (bar-tailed trogon) is the source of this 498-nucleotide messenger RNA. RefSeq names its product frataxin (gene FXN). Lineage: Eukaryota; Metazoa; Chordata; Aves; Trogoniformes; Trogonidae. The transcript is spliced from 4 exons. The record is from RefSeq and is a predicted model, not a curated record. Gene Ontology annotation, molecular function: iron chaperone activity; ferric iron binding; ferrous iron binding. Bases 1 to 498 code for a protein of 165 amino acids. Gene Ontology annotation, cellular component: mitochondrion. Gene Ontology annotation, biological process: intracellular iron ion homeostasis; iron incorporation into metallo-sulfur cluster.
AUGUUUUAUCUUCUAAUUCCAUUUUACACUUACUUUGAACAGCAAUUACAACAUGCUUCAGAGGGGAAGAACAAGACUGUUCAGUUCAUAAAUUUAAGAAAUGUGGGAACUGUCUAUGAUGCAAGCUGUUUAGAUGAGACCGCUUACGAAAAACUGGCUGAAGAAACACUGGACUCCUUAGCAGAUUUCUUUGAGGACCUGACAGAUAAGCCUUUUACUCCAGAAGAUUACGAUGUUUCUUUAGGAAGUGGAGUUCUAACAGUUAAAUUAGGUGGAGACAUGGGAACAUAUGUAAUCAAUAAGCAAACACCUAACCGGCAGAUUUGGCUGUCCUCACCCACUAGUGGGCCAAAGCGAUAUGACUGGACUGGUCGGAAUUGGGUGUAUUCUCAUGACAGAGUAUCGCUUCAUGAGCUACUAUCAAGAGAACUUUCAACAGCAUUAAAAACUAAAUUGGAUUUGUCCUGCUUAAUAUAUUCUGGAAAAGAAGAUACUUGA